Messenger RNA from Anthonomus grandis grandis, 654 nucleotides. Its product is annotated as histone H3. Gene Ontology annotation, cellular component: nucleosome. The record is from RefSeq and is a predicted model, not a curated record. NCBI's taxonomy places the organism in Eukaryota, Metazoa, Arthropoda, Insecta, Coleoptera, Curculionidae. Bases 214 to 624 code for a protein of 136 amino acids. The transcript has a single exon. Gene Ontology annotation, molecular function: protein heterodimerization activity; structural constituent of chromatin; DNA binding.
UCCAUGCUCCGAGCCUCAUCAGCCAAAGCACUCCGAUGCGACCAAAAGAAAAAAAGAUAGGCGCCUAAAUUCAACAAGCAACAAAGUCAGAAACCCGGCAAGAGCCAUCGUCGCUAGUCCGGAGGAAAACAGUGCCCAGAUGAUGAUGAUGCGUUUCAUUCUCACAGUAGACGCCGUAAGGUUAGUUCAGUGUCUCCGAGUUAUUAUUAAAUAAUGGCCCGUACCAAGCAGACAGCUCGUAAAUCGACUGGUGGAAAGGCACCAAGGAAGCAAUUAGCAACCAAGGCGGCCCGCAAAAGUGCCCCAGCCACCGGAGGAGUUAAGAAACCUCAUCGUUACAGGCCGGGAACCGUAGCUCUGAGAGAAAUCCGUCGUUACCAAAAAAGUACCGAACUUUUGAUCAGAAAACUACCAUUCCAACGUCUGGUUCGUGAAAUCGCACAGGACUUUAAGACCGAUCUUCGAUUCCAAAGCUCCGCUGUUAUGGCUUUACAAGAAGCCAGCGAGGCAUAUUUGGUGGGUCUCUUCGAAGAUACCAAUCUUUGUGCCAUUCACGCCAAACGUGUAACUAUUAUGCCCAAAGAUAUACAAUUGGCCAGGCGGAUCAGGGGUGAACGUGCUUAAGUUUUUAAUUCCGUUCAUAUUACGGUUAAA